AUGCAUAGAAGAUCUUACAGUGAAUCAGUAGCUUUAUCAAAGCAUUCAUCGAGUAAAAAAAAUGAAAAUGAGUUAAAUAACGAAUUAAAGAAAAACGAAAACAUUGGAAAAAACGAAAAAAAAUUAGAAAAUGUUGUAGUUAGAAUUAGAAAAUUAGAUAAUAAUGAAAAGUCAACAUUACAUACAGAUCCUAAUGAUAAAACUGUUUUAUAUUUUGAUAAAGAUUUUGAAAUAGAAAAAUAUAAUUUUGAUAUAGUCUUUGAUCAAAAUGAUGAUAAUAAAACUAUCUUUAAUAAAAUAGGUGGCCAUUUUAUAAUUAAUAAUGUAUGCAAUGGAUUUAAAGAAACGAUAAUUACAUAUGGGCAAACAGGUAGUGGUAAAACAUAUACCUUAUUUGGUUCAAAUAAAGAAUAUGGUAUAAUAUAUUAUUUUAUUCAUUAUUUAUAUAAAUUGCAUAAUACGAAAACUAAAAGAAAAACUAUUUAUUUAAGUAUAUAUGAAAUAUUAGGGGAUACUUUAAUUGAUCUUAUAUCAAACUUAAAUGAAAAGAAUAUAGAAUUUUAUACAGAAGAAUACUAUCUCAAAACUAUCAAAUAUUCUUAUAAAGUUGUUAAUAUCAAAAAUUAUGAAAUGGCAAAAAAACUUAUUGAUACUGCUUGCCUUUUAAGAAAUGUUGAAGCUACUUCUCAAAAUAUGAGAUCAAGCAGAUCUCAUGCAAUUAUUCAAUUUUUUGUAAACAUUUCUGAAUCAACUAUUAAUAAUGGUGUUGAAACAAUUAGAGAUUACUAUGGAGUUUUAACAUUAGUUGAUUUAGUUGGAUGUGAAAGAGAAGGAUUUAGCAGAAAUAAAAAUGAUAAAUCAUCAAGUAAAAUUUUAAAUUCGUCCCUGACUUCUCUCAAUAAAAUGUUGAGAAAAAUGCAAAUGGGCAAUUUAGAUGAAUCAGAUAAAAGACAAAGUGUCUUAUGUAAAGUUCUUUUUAAUUACAUUCAGAAAACAUGUGGUGUUUCCAUGAUUUUUUGCUUUAAUCCUAAAUUAAGCCAAAAGAGUUUAACAAGUUCAACAUUAAUCAUGGCUAGUGAUUGCAAAAAAAUAAAAAGCAAAAGAAAACAAUUGAUUUAUAUAAAGUCUCAAAAUAAAGAAAAUUUUUUUAAAAAGUUAGGAAAUGAUAAUUAUAAAAAUGACUAUAAUCAUAAUAGUAAUAUUAAUAAUUUAAAAGUUACAGAUAAUGAAAUAUAUGAGGAAAAAAAUAAGAAAAACUCUGAUUACAUAAAAAAUAAUAAAAGUAAUAUGGAAAUUGAAAAAGUUAAGAAGAUAAAAGAUUAUUGCGACCUUAAUAACACUCCAUUAUUUCUUAUAUAUGCUAAUGGUGAUAAUAAUCAUAUCAUAAAUAAUUUAAAUAAAGAAAAAGAUGAAAAAUAUACUAUUUUAAGAAACAUUGUAAAUGAUAUUAUAAAUGAGCAAAUAAUAAAAGAAGAAAAAAAAAAAUAUAUGAUUGAACAAUUAAGAAAUGAUAUUGUUAAACUAAAAAAUGAAUGUGAAUAUUGGAAAAAAGAGGCAAAUAAUUAUCAUAAUAAAUUAAAAAUAUUAAAUAAAAAUUAUUUAAAAAUUAAUGAAUUUCUUUUUAAUACGUUAAAUACUAAUCCUAUUAAUAGUUAUAACUCUUCUAAUUUUUGUAAUUUAGCCUCUUUUAAAUUUGAUGAAGAAAUAGAUAAACAACGAAAAAAUGAAAAUAUAGUAAAAAAUAACAAUUCUCUUUUUCGAAGAGAAAAAAAUGAAUAUGCAGAAAACAUUGAAAAGGGAAAUACUCUAAAGAAUCAUGAACAGAGUUCUCAUAUCCCAUUUAAAUCAAAAGAUAUUUCAAAUUCAUAUAAUUUAUCUAAUUCAAAAAAUAUUUCACAAAAAGACGUAAAUAUACACAAUCAAUAUAUAAAUGAUAAUAUGAAAAGCAAAGAGGAAACAAAAUGUUAUCAAAUAAACGAAAAUAAAUUAGAAAAGAGCAUAUCAUUUAUAAAAAACAGUUUAUCCUUUAAUGAAAAAAAAAAUUAUGAAGAAACAUUACUUGAAUCAAAUAAUCACAUGAAAAGUUCUAAACAAUUUUACACGAAAGAAUUAAUAGAUUAUACAAAUAAUCCUUCGAAAACACAAAAUUGUAAAAAAAAAAAUUCACAAAUAGAACAAGCCAAAGAAUUCAACGAUAAUAAAACUACUUUUUACAAUAAAACAGGUUCUAAUAUUCAAGAUGAUCAAAAUAACACUAAGAAUUUUUCACACAACAAAAUUAUUAAUAGAGAAAAUGAUAUAAAUGUCCAUAUAUCAAAUGAAAAUGAUCUCAUAAGUAAUUUAAAUCAAAAAAAAUCAAAUAUUUUAAAUGAAAAAAUAAAUAGAAAUUACUCAAUGAAAGAACCUAUUAUACCAUCUACAUCUUACGAUAAAAUUAAUACAGAAAAAUUUAAUAUAAAAUAUUCAGAAAAAAAAGAUACGAAAAAAAAUAUAAUGAGUUUUAUAUCAAAUAAUGACUAUAAAAAUUUAAAUAACAUCACUGUUGAUUCAUUAGCCACUAAAAUAAAAAACAGAAUGUUAAAAUCAAGAAGUUUGUCAGUUGUUCGUUAA
Messenger RNA from Plasmodium relictum, 2610 nucleotides. RefSeq names its product kinesin-like protein, putative. Lineage: Eukaryota; Apicomplexa; Aconoidasida; Haemosporida; Plasmodiidae. The record is from RefSeq and is a predicted model, not a curated record. The coding region runs from base 1 to 2610 and encodes 869 amino acids. Gene Ontology annotation, cellular component: kinesin complex; microtubule. Gene Ontology annotation, biological process: microtubule-based movement. The transcript is spliced from 5 exons. Gene Ontology annotation, molecular function: microtubule binding; ATP binding; ATP hydrolysis activity.